AUGUAUAACGCUUCCACGGAUACAAACCGUCUGGCCCAAAAACAGAGCCCCGCUCUGGAUGAAUUCGUUACCGCAGUCCAUAGCAAGAGCAAAGCGAGAAGACUAGCGACUUGUGCCAUAGCUGCGGCUGCGGCUACCGCCAUAGCUGCGGUUACUGCCAUAGUUGCGGCUACUGCUAUGGCUGCUUCUACUGUCAUGGCUGCGGCUACUGCCAUGGCUGCGGGUGCGGCUACCGCCAUAGCUGCGGUUACUGCCAUGGUUGUUGCUACUGUCAUGGCCGCUGCUACUGCCAUGGCUGCGGGUGCGGCUACCGCCAUAGCUGCGGUUACUGCCAUGGUUGUUGCUACUGCCAUGGCUGGGGCUACUGCCAUGGCUGCGGGUGCGGCUACCGCCAUAGCUGCGGUUACCGCCAUAGUUGCGGCUACUGCCAUGGCUGCUUCUACUGCCAUGGCUGCGGCUACUGCCGGGGCUGCUGCUACUGCCAUGGCUGGUGCUUAUGCCAUGGCUGGUGCUUAUGCCAUGGCUGGUGCUUAUACCAUGGCUGGCGCUUCUGCCAUGGCUGGUGCUUCUACCAUGGGCUUCGGCUGCUCUCCUAGCUCCGGCUGCUGCCAUGGCUGGGGCUACUGCCAUGGGUCGGGCUGCUGCUCUGUCCGUCUUCGCCCUCCCAUUGAGAAACCACGGAUGACCGAGCCAACCGCGGUCGUUCUGGUGCCGCUGACCAAGUGCGGCGCUACCGGGCUCGAGGGCCCGCUGUCUUCAGCCUCACCUUCCUGCAGAAUUCCGCGGGAUUCCCGACCUGCGCCGCCGGAUCCGCUAUGUGGUAGGAGACUUGAGAGGGCGCCCUGA
Molecule: messenger RNA, 846 nt
Organism: Besnoitia besnoiti
Lineage: Eukaryota; Apicomplexa; Conoidasida; Eucoccidiorida; Sarcocystidae
Exons: 2
Coding region: 1-846 (281 amino acids)
Source: RefSeq, a predicted model, not a curated record